AUGUUGCUCUUUCUGUUUCUCGUCUUUCUUUUACUUCUAGUUAUUUCAGUCUCUUUAUUUCUCAGUGCAAGUGCAAACGCUUUUGCUGUUGAUGUCAGAAAACCUCCUCAACCUUUGGUACUGGACAGAGGUGCCAGGAACAAAAUCCUUAAGCAAGGUUUUCCCACAGGCAAAGUGCCCAAUUACUUUGAUGCCAUUAUGAUUGGCAGUGGGCUUGGUGGACUGACAGUGGCUGCGGUUCUGGCCAAAGCAGGCAGGCGUGUUCUAGUGUUGGAGCAACAUGACCAGGCUGGAGGCUGCUUUCAUACUUUCAGUGAAAAGGGAUUUGAGUUUGAUGUUGGUAUUCAUUAUGUGGGGCAAAUGCAUGAAUGUGGACUCCUGAGAGUAAUUAUCGACCAAAUCACUGAUGGACAACUGGAAUGGAUUCAAAUGGACAAUCAGUAUGGUACUAUCAUUCUGGAUAAAAAUGAGAACCUUCGUAAAUAUGAACUUCACAGAGGGAAACAGGAGUUUAUUGAUGCUUUAAAGAGGCAGUUUCCUCAUGAGGAACAAGCAAUAGACAAAUUUAUGAAACUUGUAAAGCGAGUUUCAAAACAAGUACCUCUGAUGGCUGUACUAAAGAUGAUCCCCUUCCCAUUAGCCAAAUUCCUUGUCAGGACGGGCAUUGUCCAUUGGAUUUCUACAAUAUUUAAGGUUGCAAGCACAAGCCUUACAAAGGAGGUUAGUGAACUAACAGAGAACCAGGAUCUCCGAGCAGUCUUUUGUUACAUGUUUACUGGUGUUUCUCCCAAAGACACCAGCUUUGUUAUGAAUGCAUUACUGAUACAUCACUAUAAGCAUGGAGCAUGGUAUCCAAAAGGAGGAGCCAGCGAGAUCGCCUUCCAUAUUAUCCCAGUCGUACAGAGGGCAAGUGGAGCUGUUCUAGUGCGUGCUCCUGUUCAACGGAUAUUGAUAAACAAAGAUGGGGAAGCUAUUGGAGUAGCUGUAACUAAAGGACAAGAAAAAGAAUGUAUAUAUGCCCCUUCAGUGAUCUCUGAUGCUGGAAUAUUCAACAUUUAUGAACAUCUUUUAGCAAAAGAAAUUCAAGUGAAACCCGCCAUUCAAUCCCAGCUUGAUAUGAUCCAGCAUAGCAUGGGAUCAUUCCUUGUCUUUGUUGGUCUCAAAGGCACAACAGAAGAUUUAGGACUGAAGGCCUCCAACUAUUGGAUUUAUCGACACAACAAUCUGGAUGAGCUAAUGAAUUACACCCUUUCUGCAACCAGAGAGGAAUUUACAGAAGAAAUUCCAAUCUUAUUUGUUACCUUCCCAUCAGCCAAGCGCUACCCAGGAAAUUCCUGUAUGACUAUUCUGACCAUGGCCCAUUAUGAGUGGUUUGAGGAAUGGAAGGACACAAAAUUAAAGAACAGAGGAAGAUAUGAGAAUUUGAAGAUGGCUAUUGCCAGAGAGCUAAUAAACUGGGCCUCAGAUAUAUUCCCUCAACUCAAAGAUAAGAUUGAGUACGUCAAAGUUGCAACUCCACUCACUAACCAAUACUACCUUGCUGCUCCUCAUGGAGAGAUGUAUGGCACAGACCAGAAUCUCACUCGGUUCACUCCUGAAGUUGUUGCCACUCUCAGAAAAACUCCUGUGAAAAACCUCUACCUAACAGGUCAGGAUGUUUUCUCCAAUAGAUUAGCUGGAGCCAUGCAUGGAGGCCUCAUCUGCGCCUCUGCCAUUUUAGGUUGAAUUCUGUAUGUGGACCUUCUCUUCCUUAAAAAAAGACUUAAGGAAAAAACAACUUUAAAAAGUACUGUGAAACUUUGA
This is a messenger RNA of Rhincodon typus (whale shark), 1803 nucleotides long. Its product is annotated as all-trans-retinol 13,14-reductase. The record is from RefSeq and is a predicted model, not a curated record. Lineage: Eukaryota; Metazoa; Chordata; Chondrichthyes; Orectolobiformes; Rhincodontidae.